Messenger RNA from Cucurbitaria berberidis CBS 394.84, 774 nucleotides. RefSeq names its product carbohydrate esterase family 3 protein. Gene Ontology annotation, molecular function: phosphatidylcholine lysophospholipase A1 activity. The coding region runs from base 1 to 774 and encodes 257 amino acids. The record is from RefSeq and is a predicted model, not a curated record. NCBI's taxonomy places the organism in Eukaryota, Fungi, Ascomycota, Dothideomycetes, Pleosporales, Cucurbitariaceae. The transcript is spliced from 2 exons.
AUGGUCAAAUUUAGUGCUUUUGGUGCUUUUGCACUCAUCAGUCUUGCCAGCCAGGCGCUGGCUCAGCGCACAGUCAAGGUCAUGCCUUUCGGUGCUUCCAUUGUUUCAAAAUGCUGGCGCGCAAACCUCCAAGCAAAGCUCAAGAACGACGGAAUUAGAAAUUUCGACUUUGUCGGCAGUCUAGGCGGAAACUGCGGCGGUAACGGUGUCGAUCAAGACCAUGAAGGUCAUUCUGGUUCCCAGGCCACCGACUACGCAAAGAACGGAAACCUCACUGUCUGGCUCGACAGAAAUCCGCCAGAUGUUGUCAUUAUGCUGCUAGGAACCAACGAUGUCCUCUUGGGCAAGAAGCCGGUGAAAGAUAUCCUCGCUGCUUAUGAUGUACUGUUGGGCCAAAUGCGCGCAAAAAACGCAAGAAUGCAGAUCAUCUUCUCCAACCUGCUACCUCUCGAUCCCGCGCGCUGGCCCAAGGAAGGCGUCGAGGGAAUGAAAGCGCUCAACUCCGCCAUCGCAACGUACGCACCAAAGAAGUCAACCGUCCAGUCCCCAGUCUACUUCGUUGACAAUUAUGCCGACUUCAACGCUGUGACUGAUACCACUGAUGGUGAGCACCCGAACGAUGUAGGCAGCGAGAAGAUGGCAAAGAAGUUCUUCGGGCCGACCAAGAAUGCUAUUCAGGUUGUAGGCCGAUCAAGUAGAAUUUUGAAGAGCAAAAGGACGACGGGGUGGGCUAGGCGAGAGGUAGCAGCCAAAGCAGCCAACGGGGGAGCAUAG